Molecule: messenger RNA, 659 nt
Organism: Glycine soja
Lineage: Eukaryota; Viridiplantae; Streptophyta; Magnoliopsida; Fabales; Fabaceae
Product: protein CHLORORESPIRATORY REDUCTION 7, chloroplastic
Exons: 3
Coding region: 78-536 (152 amino acids)
Cellular component (GO): chloroplast stroma
Source: RefSeq, a predicted model, not a curated record
GCUAUAUGGAUUAUGUAUUUGGUCUGAUUGUAUAAAGCUUCAAAAACAUGAAAGAAGCUUAGCACAAAAUAUUUGCUAUGGUAGGUGUUUUGCAGUCUCAGCCCUUCAAUGUUGGAGUUCGUUCCCUCAUCUCUGCAGAAAGUUACUAUAUUCAGAAUCGCUUAGUCUAUAUAACAUCACCAGGCAUAGUUAAAUGUUUUAGUUCUUCAAUCCAUCAGAGACUGCCUCGAGUUACAGGUGAUUGCAGAAGUAAAACUAAGGUUUUUGCAUUGAGGCGGAGAAGAAGGGCAAAUGAGAGAACUGAAACGUAUGUGCUACUAGAACCAGGGCAGGAUGAGAGAUUUGUUUCUGAGGAAGAGUUAAAGGCAACGUUGAAAGAGUUGUUGGAAAAUUGGCCUGGCAAGGUUCUUCCCCCUGAUCUUUCAAGAUAUGAGAACAUUGAUGAUGCUGUUUCUUUCCUAGUGAGAUCCGUUUGUGAACUUGAAAUUGAUGGAGAUGUUGGCUCAAUCCAAUGGUAUGAAGUUCGUUUGGAGUGAUAGUUCCAUUAGCCAUUUCAUUUGUGCAAUGUUAGCUUGGUUAAUUAUGACCUACCAUUCUCUUGUUGUAACGGACACAACACAUGUUAAUUUAAUGCUAGAGCAGCACCCUCAUAAGAUAUA